UUUCUAAAUGAUUACUUUUCUAGAUACCUGUUUACAAAACAGAAGAUCCUCCCUUUGAAACCAAACUAAACUACACUUGAAGAAUAUAAAGUGCACAAAGGAAGACCACGAUGAAUCAGUACCACCCAUCUUCCCAGCAUUCAAGAAUGUUCAGCGCACAGGAGGUGCACAGUAAGUGUUCCUGAGAGGAGUGGAUACAACACUCAAUUAUCUGGGCAUGUAAUGCUGAUCUGCGGUUUCCUUUACAUCAGCCGGCCUCCUUCCCGGUUGGGAUCAAGGAAGUGAACAGAUGCAGACUCACUCUGGCAGGCACCACUGAGCCAGCCAUUUACUCUCACUGCAUAGCAAAGUUAUUUUGUCAACUUGUUUCCAGGAUCCUCUGCUUCCACAGAGCAGAAACACCUCGUCUAGGGGAUUCUGAUCCUUACCCUCUUCUUUACAUUUCUCUCUCCAGAGAAGGUUAUCCUCAGCCAAAAUCCUCCAGUAUCGACACGUCUGAGCCGCUUGCAGCAGGUCUUUGGGUUCCAGGAAUGAAAGUACAUAGAGUGCCAGCUAUGGAAAAGGAAAUAAGGGAGGCACACUCAGACACAUCACAGAAGAAAGGUUACUCUACGAAGGGUGAGCAUUGAGCUGGGACUGCUGGAUUUCAGUGGGCUGAACGAAUCAAGAGAAGCAGCAUUUUAAGAGCAAAGAAAAUGCUCAUCAUUCUCACAUUAGGAAUCUGAGGCUUUACUCUGGGUAACCUGUGAUUCUAUUGGUAUUUCCUUACAAAGUGAGAACAAUGCCACUUAUCACAAGUUUCUUGUGUGAGCCCAGUGCUCAAGCUCUUAGAUAAUCCAAAUAAAUGUUGAUAAAGAGACUUUAUAUUGUUCAUACCAAUUAUCAAAAAAUACAAGUACAUUUCAUGUCAGUGUGGUAAUAAUGUUUUAAAUAACACACUUCCCUACAGGGUUAAGUCUAUGCCAUUAUUCUUCCACGCAGACAUCAAGCACUUCCCAAAUGAAGAACACCCCAGUAGUCAGAAACAAAAACCAUAGCUGAUAUGCUAAGACAGGGCUCUCUCCUUUGUAACUUCUUUUUUCCUCAGGAAGUCUUUGAAAGAACACAGAAGCCAAGAGAAUCUUUUGGGGUUUUACCUUUUAUUAAUCAUCUGUGCUUACUUCUUAAAAUUCUAAAACACUUUCAAAUUUGGGGGACUGGUGAUGGCUCAGUCAGUAAGGUUUCAUGAAGAUGAGGGCUCGGAAAGUCAGGCAUGGCAGUUCUAGCUAUAGUCACUGCUCACUGGACAGCCAGCCACCGUAGCUAAAGGCGUAAGCUCCAGACUCAGUGAAAGACGACAUGGCAAAAACAACAUGGAUCAGCUGAGGGAUACACCUCUGGCCUCCACGGGCACAUACGUGCAGGAGCAUCUGAAUGUACUUAUGUAUACCCACACGAAUACAUACACAUCCUACACACAUACACACUCUACAGGAGGUAUCGGGCAUGUAAGAUAAUCCAGACGAAUAUUCACUUCACGCCCUGAUGGCAGCAAAGGGAUCUCGUGUUACUUUCAUAAGUUUAGUCAAAGAGUUCUGAUGUAGAAAAAGCUCACAAGAGCAAACACUUUUCUUCUGGGACACUGUCACCUUUAAAAAGUACUCAAAAGGGGGGAAAGUGCCAGGAAAAAGAUGAUUUAUCAAUUUGCUUUCCCCCAGAAUUAUAUUUUAAUUCAUCAAUUUUACUCAAAUCUAAUGCCAGAUUCUAACUAGGACUAUAUUUAAUGCCACUAGGACUUUAGAGUGAUCAUCUAAGAAAGGAGAAAGCAAGACUCUUCCUGUUCAAAUGAGGUUUCGGGAUCAUCUGUAUGAAGGAUGUGUUAGUUUUUUGUGCUGUCUUUUUAACUGCUAUUUAUAACAUGUGUAUAGUAAUUUGAGAAAAUAUGGACUAUGGGGCAUUAUCUAAUAUCACAUUAUUUCUUCCUUUUGAUAAAAAUUAAGCUAUGAAGUCUAAUGUCAAUAUGUGCAUUAUAUUUAAACCAUCAGCCACACAUGGCUGUAUGACUAAGUGCCUAAGAAUCCAAUUUUUUUGUGGUAUCUCUCUCUCUCCCUCUCUCCGUAUGUGUGUGUCUUUCUCUGUCUCUGUCUCUCUCUCUCUUUCUCUCUGACGAAGGAUGAUAAGUAGAAAUGCCAUAAAAACAUAUAGAUAAAUUUUAUAUAUUGGGGGCUGGAGAGAUGGCUCAGUGGUUGAGAACACUGACUGUUCUUCAGAGGUCCUGAGUUAAAUUCCCAGCAACCACAUGGUAGCUCACAACCAUCUAUAUUGGCAUCUGAUGCCCUCUUCUGGUGUGUCUAAAGACAGCUACCGUAUACUUACAUAUAAUAAAUAAAUCUUUAAAAAAAUUUUUUAUAUAUUAAAAAAAAUCACAUAAUGUAAUAACCAGAGAAAUACAACAAUCAUAAAAUUACUGGUCUUGAAGGGGCAUUAAAUAAUUAGCAAAAUAAAAACAAAAUUAAUAUUGUUGCUUAGUGAAUCCAGAAUUUUGAAAACAUCCACUAUAUAUAAUAAACAUACCAACUAACUAAAGUCAGCCUUUAGAUAACCCAGGGAAAACUGAAGAGACUCGGCGACUUCACAUGAAGCCUUACUUUAUCCAAGCGGAAGAAAGCAGCACCUUGGUAUGAGCACAUUUUAUGUAACAGCUGUACCAAAAAGCCACAGCAGUUUGCCAAAGUGUCAAGCCAUGAUGAGCAGGACACUGCUUACAGGCAUGGCUAUGUAUCUGGACAGCAGCCAUGCGGGUGCUGCAUCCAUGCAGGUGAGCUGGCCGCCCUUACUCACCUCUUUGGGGAGCAAGGAGAUGAAGUCUCGCUGGAACUGGGGCUCGAUCACUUGCAUCAUGUGCUUCACUUGUGUGGGUUCACAGCUAUCGAUGAGCUCAUCUAAGGCCAGCAACUUCUCUGGUCCACUCCAGCUCUACCAAAGAGGAAUUGGACACAUUACAAAUCCAUACAGAAGACCACCAGCACCUGCAUGGCCAUGUUCGAGCAGUGGAACUACAUGAAAGGGGACCGUGGACAGAGACCUUGUCUCCAGAAGCCACCAGAGCGAUAGCAGUUUUUAGUUUCAGCAAGUUUACUCAGUACCUUUCCCGCAAAGCAUUAAAAGUCAUGACUGGCAGAAAAAUAAGUCUGCAUUUAUUUUUAAUUAUAAGACUUAUGCUAACACCAAGACACUGGGAGACACACAAUAUCCAUCUGGGUUAUUGACUAGG
Rattus norvegicus (Norway rat) is the source of this 3253-nucleotide messenger RNA. It is a transcript of the gene Dear, whose product is annotated as dual endothelin 1, angiotensin II receptor. The record is from RefSeq and is marked validated. The transcript has a single exon. NCBI's taxonomy places the organism in Eukaryota, Metazoa, Chordata, Mammalia, Rodentia, Muridae. The coding region runs from base 2660 to 3043 and encodes 127 amino acids. Gene Ontology annotation, biological process: angiotensin-activated signaling pathway. Gene Ontology annotation, cellular component: plasma membrane.